Messenger RNA from Ramularia collo-cygni, 2313 nucleotides. RefSeq lists its product as uncharacterized. The transcript has a single exon. The record is from RefSeq and is a predicted model, not a curated record. Bases 1 to 2313 code for a protein of 770 amino acids. Lineage: Eukaryota; Fungi; Ascomycota; Dothideomycetes; Mycosphaerellales; Mycosphaerellaceae.
AUGCCUGAUACACAACGCUUGAAAAGACCGCCUAUGGUCACUAACGGCUCGUCUUCCUCCUCCUUGGGUCUUAGGCUUCACGGGUCUUCGCCACGACCACCGUUCCUUCGCUCUGGAUCUUCUUCAUCUUCGCUGAGUGGGCUAGAAGAGUCAGUACAGCCCUUUCAGGACUUCAUCAAGCAGACACGAGCCAUCGUCACGGAGAAACCACUGCCGCCGACCGCUAUGGCGCCAUCACGUCCAGUCAACUCAACCGAUUACGCAGAGGACGGGCUCUCAGGAGGAUAUACGUUUGACUCAGACUCAGAGCGGUAUGCAUCCGACCGACGAUCAUCAAGUGUCUACAGCCGAACGCAAAGUCAAUGGAUACCAUACGCGCAUCCGCCACAGAAUGUAGAAACGGAACCAAAUCCUUACCUCCGGGCACUUUCAUAUAACAUGGAUGUUCCACACUUCGACUUCAGAAGUGCGACUCCCGAAUCUCUUGAACCCCGAGAAUGCUUGCCACUCAUCGCCAGCCCCUCUCCCACGCUGAGCGCUGUGAGUACCAUCUCUAGAUCCCAGCCUCCAACUUUCAUGCUGAAUCCACCUGCGGUUCCAGAGCGACCAAAGGUCAGAAUGAUGUCGUUAGACAAAGCUAAUCGGUUGUUCAACGCCCCUGGUGCGAUCCACCUGUUGCCCGAAGAGAUGCGAGCACAAAGCUCCAAGAAAUCUGAAGCUCKGGCACAUCAUCGAAAUCACAGUGGAAACACUUUUGUAUCCCCUAGACCUCCUCCAUUGCCACCUGCUGCUUUCAAUUAUGAAGGAGAGCGAUCGCAGUCGACAUCAACGGGUGCUUCAGUGUCGCCGUUUUCGAGACCUCCACUUGAAUCGGCACAGCAACUUUCAAGCUACAAUGCUUCUACGAAUGCAUAUCAUGUUGGUACGGGUCCUGCUCGGAAUAUGGCUCCCCCUUCUCCUCCAGCACGGUAUCACGAUUCGGGAGAUGACGACGAACGUGGCCGUACAAGGCAAAGAGGUUCUUCAAGCCGCGAAUAUACACCUCCUCAGAGAUUCUUCCUGCACGAUCUGAACCCUCGACCUAUACCCGAGCAGCGAGAAGUUAGUCCCAGACAGGUAUCCGAGUCUAGGAGCUACAACUCUGAAGAUGACGUUAGAGGACAUAUGAAAAUGAUCCCACAGCCCCUUUUCCAGACUAAAUCGCCCACGCAACAUCCAAAACGUAGCAAAACUGGCAUCUACACCCCCGUUGGGUAUUCAUCUUCUCGAAUGCAACGUCAAAGUCAAGAGAGUGCAAGUUCGGCUCGAUCUAGUGGCUUUCCACUUCGUUUGUCUUUGACGCCACCCCCUGGCAGUAAAAGACAUCGACAGAGCAAGAGCAGUACGACUGGAAUGAUUCCCAUUUCACCACCUAGCGAGAACGAUCCCGUGCGAUAUAAUGUCCCACAUCCGAUCAACACAAACCAAACAUCCCCCCCAAAGCCAGUAGUACCUGGGCACGAAGCAAAAAUCUCAUCUCUAUAUCCCAAUCUCUUGGCCCGCAGCAAGAACAAGAAAUCAACCGCAAACGUCAAACACCCAAUAAAGCGGCCCUCUGUAGGUGCGCCCUUACUUCCAGCCGAAGUCAUCGCAGCUGAACUACGUACUCCAGRUACCACACCGCAAACUUCACCUCUGGCUAGUAACAUCCUUCUUGAUGGUUUGAAAAUCACACCAAGCGGUGGUCCUGGUGCUGCUGAAAGCAAAAGACCACCACUCUUUCAACGUUUCAAAGGGGGUAUCACGAAACAAUUACGAAAGAGCUCUAAGCAACAACAACAAGACCCAUCCUCUCCAGAAGAAGAAGAAGCAGAAGAAGAAGAAGGGACUCCUUCCAUAAUAGGAAUAGCCACUCCACAAUCCCCUCAUCUCCUCCCAAGUCCCGUGAAAAAAACCUCGCUUGCGCCAACAACAACAACAACUCAUCAUACAGGCUGGACAGAAACGGCAAAAGCGACUUGGGAUCAAGCUCGUGCGACUGCGUUUCCUCCAAGACGAAAAAUUUCGCUUGCGACUUCACAUGGAGAAGGCGAAGGCGGGCAAGAGCAUGUGACGACUAAACCUACGCUGUUUGGACCUAUUGUGGAGAGUUAUCGUGAGACUCGAGCAAUGAGGAGGAGGGAGGAUCUUAAGAGGAGGAUUAGGGUUGUUAUGCCGCUUGAGGAUGAUGGGGCUGGGGUUUUGGAUGAUGAUGAUAGUGGGAGUGGGAGUGAGGGGGAGGGGGAGGGGGUGGGGGUGGAGAGGAAGAGGCUGAGUGGGUUUAAUUGGAUGUGA